AUGACUGCACAGACCUCUUCUCACGUUGAUAUCCCAUUUGGCCUCUCUGUAAAACGAGCACACUUGAAGGAGUGCUUUGAGACGCUGAAAAAGAACAUCCCCAACAUUGAUGAGAAGAAGACCUCCAAUCUGAGUGUGCUGAGAAGUGCGCUGAGAUACAUCCAGACGUUGAAGCGGAAAGAGAAGGAGUACGAGCAUGACAUGGAGCGACUGGCCAGAGAGAAGAUCGCCACGCAGCAGCGAUUAGCGGAGCUGAAGAACGAUCUGAGCCAGUGGAUGGAUGUGAUUGAGAUCGACCGCGUCCUCCGACAGACAGUGCAGCCAGAGGAGGACCAGGCCUCCACCUCCACUGCCUCAGAAGGUGAAGACAUUAUGGACGACGACCUGGAAGAUGAGACUGAGCAGAGAGCACAGCCUGCCUUACCCUCCGUGCCUCAAACCAUGAAACCUGAGCUGCACAAGACUGCAACACCCACUCAGACCCCGAACCUGACCCUAACACCCACCACACCCACCACUACCUCUUUUAUUACCCAACACAUCUCCAUCCAGCACAAAGUCCCUCUGCACCAGCCUCAGCUCCAGCCCCUGGCAGCAACUCCUCCGCAGCCAGUGUCCAAGCCCGCGGCCCCACCUACACUCACGACCUCCAGCACUCCCACCACCCCCAGUCAGCCUUUGAUCCCCACCCAGACACAGAUGGUGACCGCGUCCAGCCUACACCCCACAGUCAUCGCUCACGCUUCAGUGUCCCAUCCCUCAGUCAUCCAAGCAGUCAAUCACGUCAUCCAAGGCGGGGGACCCAAACAUAUUGCCCACCUAGCUCCCUCCACCACUACCACCAGCACUGUCCAGUUAGCCCCCGGCCACCAACCCAUCGGCCACAUCACCGUGCACCCUGUGGCUCACCUGAGCCAGCAUCUACCUGCCCUUUACCCCCAACCGGUGGCCGUCACACAGUCGGCUGUGGUCGGCCAUAUCACCCACACCCUGAACCACACCCACCCUCACAUGAACGGCACCGCAACGAGCCAACCAGCUGCCACCAUCGUUGGCAAGCAGACAGCAGUGAGCACACAAAUGGUGACCCACCACCCGCAGCUGGUGGGUCAGACGGUGCUCAACCCUGUGGCAAUGGUGACCAUGCCCUCCUUCCCCAUCAGCACUCUGAAGUUGGCCUGAACGCUGCCGACAGGACCACCGAACCGGGAGACAGAGACGCCCCUCGAUAGGGGAGAACCACAGGCCUCAGAUCAGGCCACUGACAAGUCCACAGUGAGGGUGAGCAGGUGGACACCUGGCUGAUCCACAGAGAGUCACUAUCAUUCAGAAGCAUUACAGCUGAUAUCAAGACGGGAACAUUCCUACAAAAAGAACUCUUAUUACCAGUCCAGCAGUGUCCUGAAAUUUUGAUCCUGAAUUUAGGAUAUGGUCAAUAGUCAUCAUGUUGUGUAUGUGUGACAGUAUACGCUGGGCAGCCCCUUACUUGUCAUCCAUUGUUACAGAUAGAGGAGCAGUAGUCAUUUUCAUAGGAGCUUUAUACAAACAGCUUCAUCUUGGGAAAUGCCAGCACAGUGUCCGUGUCAGCCCCCUGUUACAGUGUUGAUGUCAUUACUAGGUGGUGGUCAGACUCUCCGUUAUCACUGUGACUGCUGUGAAUUAACCAGUAGUUGAUCAUGUACUUGAGAGGCUACAUUGGGUUUUGACUGCUGUGACAGUGUAGGAUCAGAGUGCUCAACCCGCCAUAACCAGCACAUUGGGAAUGUGAUGUAGAGGAGCUCCUCCUCUCCAGCAGAGGCACAUGCUGCAGGGCUGGAGCAAAAUCAUGGGCUGAACUAAAGCUCCAGAUCAGGAGCUGCAGUCCUCAGUGAUGGUGCAUACAGCAAUUGCUCCCCCUGCUGGCAGAUUGUGUUCAAUGUAGUACUACUCCGUGUUACAGUAGUAUGAUGCUGAGGAUAUUAUUCAAACAAUGGCCACUUAAAGGUCCAGUGUGUAGGAUUUAGGGGGAUGCAUUGGCAGAAAUGGAGAAUAAUAUAAUAAGUAUGCUAUGUUUGCUUAAGUGCGUAAUCACCUAAAAAUAAUAAUAGUUGUGUUUCCUUUACCUUAGAAUAGGCCAUUUAUAACUACAUUGGGAGCAGGUCCUUAUCCAUAGAGAUGGACAUGUUGCACUGCCAUGUUUCUACAGUAACCCAGAACAGACAAACCAAACACUGGCUCUAGAUAGAGCCAUUCACUUAGUUUAGUAGUUAGCAGCCCCUUCACGACAAGAGCAGCGGAAAAAC
Epinephelus lanceolatus (giant grouper) is the source of this 2282-nucleotide messenger RNA. The record is from RefSeq and is a predicted model, not a curated record. NCBI's taxonomy places the organism in Eukaryota, Metazoa, Chordata, Actinopteri, Perciformes, Serranidae.